Molecule: messenger RNA, 1019 nt
Organism: Striga asiatica
Lineage: Eukaryota; Viridiplantae; Streptophyta; Magnoliopsida; Lamiales; Orobanchaceae
Source: the annotation of a GenBank genome assembly
CCCGAACACCAAUGGGUGGAUUCCUCGGUUCUCUUUCAUCACUACCCGCGACCAAACUUGGAUCUAUCGCUAUCCAGAGUGCACUGGAAAGAGCAAAUAUGGAUCCAUCACUUGUUCAAGAAGUUGUCUUUGGUAAUGUACUGAGUGCUAAUUUAGGACAAGCUCCAGCUAGGCAAGCAGCUUUAGGCGCGGGCAUUCCUAAUUCGGUUAUCUGCACGACUGUCAACAAAGUUUGCGCAUCUGGAAUGAAAGCAACUAUGCUAGCGGCACAGAGUAUUCAGUUAGGCAUAAAUGAUGUUGUUGUUGCUGGUGGCAUGGAAAGCAUGUCGAAUGUCCCAAAGUACCUGGCUGAGGCAAGAAAAGGAUCUCGACUUGGACAUGAUUCUCUUGUUGAUGGAAUGUUGAAGGAUGGAUUGUGGGAUGUUUAUAGUGACGUUGGCAUGGGAGUUUGUGCCGAGUUAUGCGCUGAACAGCACAGUAUUACAAGAGAGCAGCAAGAUGAUUAUGCGGUCCAGAGCUUUGAGCGUGGAAUUGCAGCUCAAGAUGAUGAUGCUUUUGCAUGGGAGAUUGUUCCCGUAUCUGGGGGUAGAGGAAGACCAUCCACGAUUAUUGCUAAAGAUGAAGGUCUCGGAAAGUUUGAUGCUGCGAAGUUGAGGAAGCUGAGACCGAGUUUCAAGGAAACUGGUGGUACUGUAACAGCUGGAAACGCGUCUAGCAUAAGUGAUGGCGCUGCUGCUCUCGUGUUAGUAAUUGGAGAAAAGGCUCUGCAACUUAGGCUUCAAGUCAUUGCAAAAAUCUCUGGUUAUGCUGAUGCUGCUCAAGAACCAAACUUAUUCACAACUGCCCCAGCACUUGCAAUCCCAAAAGCAAUCUCAAACGCUGGCUUAGAAUCAUCCAAAAUCGACUAUUAUGAGAUCAAUGAAGCCUUUGCAGUAUUGAAGCAUAAGAACGGGAAGUACGGUGUUGGUGGUGUUUGUAAUGGAGGAGGCGGUGCUUCGGCUCUUGUCCUUGAGCUUCUG